AUGUCCCAGCUCUUUUUCUUCAAGCGGCAAUGGCACAAGCUUCAGGAGCAGGCGGCAGCACUGAGCCAUCUGGCGCGCCAGGCCGUCAAGAUAGACAAAUACACGCCUGAAGCUUGCAUCAUCAUCGGAAACUAUUACAGCCUGAAGGGUGAGCAUGAGAAGGCCGUGAUCUACUUUCGGCGAGCUCUUGCGCUCAAUCGCCAUUUCACUCCAGCUUGGAUUCUGAUGGGUCAUGAGUUCAUGGAGAUGAAGAACACUGCCGCCGCAAUUGAUGCUUACCGGACAGCCGUGACCAUCAACCGGCGGGACUACAGAGCUUGGUAUGGGUUGGGGCAGACCUACGAGCUGUUGAGCCUUCACUUCUACGCUCUUUUCUACUACCGACAAGCGAUGUCCCUCCGGCCAGAUGAUGCACGAAUGUGGUGCGCCAUGGCGCAGUGUUAUGACCACAUGGACAGAAAGGUGGAGGCACUGAAGUGCUACGAGAAGGCACACCGCUGUGGAGACAUGGAGCGGAUGGCCCUGCCCCGCCUCGCACGACUGCAUCGCGACCAUGGAGAUCACAGGCAAGCUGCCGCCUACUACGGCCAGAUGCUGGAGCAGAGCGGACAUUCCAGGAUAGUAAGCAGCGCUUCAGGUGUGCGCCCCGACCCGUCUGGCUUGGAGAGCAUCGCCUCGGUGCGGCGGCCCCUUGCGGGCGCCCUGCAAGGGGGGCUGGCAAGCGAGAGUGUGGAAGCGCUGCGCUUUCUGAUGAAUUUCUUUGCAGAGGAGGGCCGUUUGGCAGAGGCAGAGGCCUGUGCAACGCAGCUUCUCGACACUACGGGCUCUGAGAAGGACGAAGCAAAGGCGCUGCUUCGGAAUCUGAUUUGCACUUACCGGCCAGAUGCAGAGGUUGUCCAGCUUGGCAGGGAUGGCGAAAGCGUGGCCCUGCAACAGGCCACAAGGUUGGCGAGUGCCAAUGUUGAGGCAGACGAAGAUGGCUGGACAAACGACAUUAGGGAUUUCCAAAAGGCUUGUAUCGACAUGAGCGAUGCCGUCGGCGGGAACAAGUGGCCUGAGAUACGUUGCAUGACUGCUCGGCUGUUACUGUGCCGUCGCAAUUUGGCCAUGCUGCGCUGCAUCUGGCUUGGCGCUCUUUGUGUCAGAGGCCUUCUCGUCCACGCAGAGGAGACGUGCGCACAGAAUCAGAACGACCAAGACGAGGCGACCGAGGCAGCAACUUUGGCGGAUGGCACCCAGGACUGCGGAUGCAGCUCCCUCAGCCGUGGUGCCUCAACAAAAGGCGAGCGCAGUGAGCCUGUGAGGUUCGAUGGCCUGUCGGACUCGGCGAAGAGGCACAACGAAGACAUGGUGAGCAUUCCUGCGGGUCGCUUUCAUAUGGGCGAGCGGAAGGACAGAGUGCACUUCCCGCAGGACGGUGAAGGCCCUGUGCGGCCAGUGCAAAUGUCCGGCUUCUGGAUGGAUCGCUUCGAAGUGAGCAACGAGAAAUGGCAGGAUUUUGCGAGAGAAACGGGUUACCUCACGGACGCCGAGCGUUUGGGCGACUCGUUUGUAGCAGAGACCUACCUUUCAGAAGCCGUCAACAAGACCAUACACAAAAAAGUAGACGCAGUGCCUUGGUGGCUGCCCGUUCCAAAUGCUUCGUGGCACAAGCCGGAGGGCAUUGACAGCUCGCUGAGCGGAGUGGGCAGCAGAUAUGGAGAUCGCUGGAACCAUCCAGUUGUACAUAUCUCGUGGAACGAUGCGGAGGCAUAUUGUAGAUGGAGAAAUGCUUCCCUGCCUACGGAGGCACAGUGGGAAUAUGCAGCAAGAGGCGGCCUUGAGGGCAAGCUGUACCCUUGGGGCGACACAACGUUUGGGAACGAAACAGAGGGGAUGCCGCGACGGCACCGGAUGAACAUCUGGCAAGGCACGUUCCCGAAAGAGAACACGGCCAAAGACGGAUACCCGAAGACUGCACCGGUGGAUGCCUACGGUCCGCAGAAUGAUUGGGGCUUAUACAAUAUGGUGGGCAAUGUAUGGGAGUGGACCGGCGAUUGGUACAGCCCUGUUCAUUUCCUGACCGACAAGAACAAGGAUACGGGUUUAGUGGACCCAAGAGGACCGGAAAUCGAGGAACUAGAUGAGAUAGUUGAGAUGGGCUAUCUGAAAAAGGACUCUUCCGGACAAUAUGAGAAAAUCAAGAAAGGCGGCUCUUUCAUGUGCCACAAGUCCUAUUGCUACUCGGCUACCGCUAUAGAAUCUGUGCCCGCAGCCACCUUACAGCCGAUGGUUCCGCCCAUCACACCGGCAGCUUGGAGUGCGCUGUGCCAGAGAGCUGCAACAAACGAAGACAUGACGAAUGGCUUGAAAGCCACCGUGUUGGAUUAUGCAAUGUCCGGCUUUAAGAAGGCCAAGGAGGCUCUCAACGGCAUCAUGGGAAAGAUUAAUGUUCGAGCAGAAGGCCCAGCUCCUUUCGUGCUGAUAGAUGAUGCGUACGAAGACAGAGCUUCCGCCUACUUGCAGAAGAAGAAG
Messenger RNA from Symbiodinium necroappetens, 2514 nucleotides. The record is from the annotation of a GenBank genome assembly. NCBI's taxonomy places the organism in Eukaryota, Dinophyceae, Suessiales, Symbiodiniaceae.